CUUAUACACGCGGAUGUCUAAUCACCGUAGACUUCCCGCUAUCCCCUUCUUUUCCAAACCUCCGGACUCCCUCAGUAACCAUGCCGCUGACCACAAUCACCUAUACCCUCCAUCCUACCCCUUCUCCCGCCUCAUCAAGCUCAUCAGUCCUCCACAAUGCCGUGGCGGGCAUAAAGGCUCAUCUGCCUCUCCGUAAUCUUCAUUGGAAAUCAUCUUCUCGAACAUCCCUGAGGACGAUACAAGAGGUAGACAUAGACCUUGUGGACUUGGGGGAAGUUACCAGUCUAAGAGAUAAAAAUGUCAGCGUUUUGGACUCGCCCCUGGUCAACAUGUGUCUUGUCGUCUGCGAAGACGGGGAGGUUUAUAAAUCACAAACGCGGAACUUCAUCAGAGACUGGCUCUCUCUCCUUGCAGCUCGCAGAACUCCGCACGCGCCACUGAUUGUGCUUGUCAACCCACCAAAUAGUGCUGCAGACAAGUCAGGCAAGACGGUUUGGGGAAAGGAUAAAGGCGUACUGGGAAAGCUCAAAGCGGAUUUCAAUGUCGGAAAGCGCGAUAGAUGCGUUCAGUUGAACUUACCGCCGCCAGGGGUGAAUGAUCCAGCUGCGUGGCCCGAGCUUAUCAACAAACUGAAAGAGUGUUUUGUCAUUGCAUUUGAUUCUGCAAUCCUGGAACGAGAGGAUGAGGUGAAGCGGGGAGAAGCGCAAAGGGUGAUGGUGGGGUGGAAUUUCUGCACAUGGUUUUUGCUCAAGGAAUCUCUGGCACAAUCAUUUGAAGGGGUCAAUCUGCCGGAGGACUCACUCAUCAUCUACGAAGAAUUAGAGGCAGCUUUCAUCCAGGUGUUGAAGGAGCAAAACCUUUCGUGGUUUGGUAAACUUGGUGCUACGGGAUCUCGUGACGAUUCAUUGCCUGUACUGAACACAACCAUGAAGCCCUAUCGGGAAAUGCUGAGGUCUAGCUCCAUCAGUGUCUUUGAUUUUAGGAUAUAUCUGUUUGCCAGGCAAGGUAUCUUGCUAGGGAAACUGGGAAGAAUAACAGAGGUCGCCAAGAGGGGUCAAUGGUUUGUUGCCAGCCUUGCAAAUCGCUUGAGGGAGAACGAGGCCGAUCUUGCGGAACAUUUUAUCGAAUCAUGGACUUAUACCGCCUGCAUGGACAUUGUCUCCAAAUGUGAUCAGUGGGCGCGACUUGAACGUCCAAACAAUGAUUACUCUGGCCUGACGGCAUACGAAUCCGUCAGAUCUGAAUUAUUAGAUAUUGCGCGUAUACAAGUAGAACACUUGGGUGUCUCGUCAGGACAUUUACCUUCCACAUAUCCGUUCCAAUCCUUCCAAUCUGCCUCUGUCCCCCAAUCCUCCACGUCAGACGUCCUCUUCGACGAGUCAACCCUUGCCUCCUCUGUGCCUUCAUCGCCAGUUGUCCCAAUAGACUCCUCCUCCACAUCUCGUCCGCAAAUGUCCAAUUCUAUUCUCCUGGCGGCCAUAGCCGAUCGUUCCAAUUUCUUCGCAUUGUAUCGCGAUCUUACUCUCAAAGUCAUUGCUGCAUAUCGCAAAUGCGCCAAAAACCUUUCUUGCAUCCGCCCCUUGACAAACUUGCUAGGUCUCGCUGUUAUUCUAGAUCAAUGGGAUGAAGCUUACACUCAAGCCCAAGAAUUGGCGAAGGAAUGUCAGGAAUUGGGAGUAUGGGAUAGAGUGGUAAAAUAUGCUUUGGGAGUAGCGUUGAAGGCGUCCAAAAAGCUAGAUAAAGAUGGAAUGGAGUGGGGAGAGUUGGCAAUUGGGUAUUUAGAAGUUUCUGUCAGAGAAACAGGGAAAACAGGAGAUGGAGACGAGGAUGAGUUAUUGAAAGAAGUGAUUGAGGGGUUGAAGAAGGUGAAUGAGGUAUGGAACGUCGAGGGCCACCGGUCGUUCUCGAUUAGGCUGUUGGGGAAGGAGACAAAGAUUGAUCGCAAUGAGAUAACUGUCGAUGUUGAGAUAACGAAUGAAUUGGAUAUUGAUGUUGAAGCGGAUGGUGUGGAAGUCAGACUAAGCCAUCCUCAUUCUGGCGGCGUGGUUCAUUUUUCAGCGAAAGAAACUAGUCUUCAUCCGGGCGUCAACCUUAUUCGACUUUCAAGUUCGACGUCUACUCAUGGGAUAUAUAACCUUCAAUCAGCCUCUCUCUUUCUUGGUCAACUCAACUUUAAUUAUGAUCUGAAAGAUUCAGGAAGGUCGGUAAUCAUCAGAAGAGAUGAAGUCAAGUUGACGGAUGAUACUCUCGUGAUCCUUGAUAUCAAGAACGGCCAGGUCGACUUGCAAGAAGUAAGGGUGAAUCUGACAUCUCUGACCAGAGGGGUUGGGUUCAUCCUUGAAGACGCCAAAUGGGACGAGACUAAUCUUACGUUAAACGAUGAAGGCUUAAUUACAAUCGGCGAUAUCAGAGCUGAAGAAACAGUGAGAAUAAGCAUACCCUACACGGGUCUUCCGCCUACGGACUACAUGCGAGCCCACAUCAUGCUGCUACACAAUACGGACAAAGGUGUUCGACAAUGGGUGGAUGUACAAACAAUCGACACGGGUCUUCCCCUGACUAUUAACGUUCAAGACUUUUUCCGACCCGACUGUUUGCUAUCCCAUUUCACUGUCUCGCCUGAUGAUAAGGAGAUCCUGAGGAUCGCUUCUGCCGCGCUGAUUGCCCCCGAUGGGAGUGGAUAUGAAGUGGAGAGUUGUAGAAAGCAGGGAGGGGGUCCCAUAGUAUCUGUGGCUAGUCAGCCAUUGUCUUUCCUGUUCAAGAUAAGAAGAAAGAAGGAUGGUGAUCCUGUAUCGUCUUUAAAUUUGAGAAUCAAAUACCGCCAAAUAGACGAAGAAAUACGUUCUAGCGUUACCGACGCCUUACGUUCUCUUUCCCCUACUUCACGCUCAUCUAUCGAACGCGCGGUCCGCGAGAUCCUUGCCGAUCGCUCAAAGUGGAGAAGCUAUCUUAUCGGGGAAUCCCUUGAAGAGAUUUUCCGUUAUGAACUAAAGGAUAUGGGCGAUAGUGGCUUGGCCUUUUGCGAAUCUAUCAAAUCGGCGACCUUGCCAGAAUGGAGAAGCCUUGAGAUCCCGGUUGAUGUUCCUCAACGUCGCCUACUCACAGCGAUCUCCUUGACUCCAACCUUAUCACCAAGCACAUCCAUUUACCAAGGUCGACCGCUGGCCUUUUUGCUCAAGCUCUCAACAUCUUCGCAAUGGAUGGGUUUACCAUCUGAACUCACGAAAGAAGAGAAAACCCAGCGAUUGGUGUACGACGUUCAAGUCAAUCCUGAGGAUUGGAUAGUGUUAGGGAAGAAGAAGGCUUAUUUCGUCCCGGAUCCCGAAAAGGAUGUUUCAGUCGAGAUUGUACUCCUUCCCACUCGAGCUGGUACUAUCUUCCUUCCCAACGUCGCCAUCUAUCCCUUGGAUUCUCCAGGAGGGUCCUCGGAAGGGCAAGCUAAGAUACAAGGAGUCUUAUGUGAAUCAUACAUGAAGAAUGCGGCACAGACCGUGAGAGUAUUGCCUGCAAAGAAGGAGGUUACGGUUUUGGUGCCGGUACCGUUGCCUGGGGCCGUGCCGAUAGGUGAACAGUGGGAGGGAGUCAGAGCAUAGAAAGAGUUAUAGUGUGUCAUCUUCGGGACAAUUUUCUACAUACCCUGCAUCGUGUGACAAUUGUUUGUAUCUUACAUGGCCUGUCAAUCACCGGAUCCGGCUACCUCUUUGUCUACUACUGCUCAUCUCGCAGCCUGGUAUUUCUAAACCGCCUCCCCGCUUCCGACCAAUCCCUAAGCUUGAACACAUACCCCGUCUUGUACGAGUAGUCGUCGGGAUACCCUGGACGUCGAACCGAACCUCCUUCUGGUUUAUCGAUGACAGACUUGAUGAUCCGACUCUGCCACCCAUUCUGCAAAAGCGCUAUUGACUCCCAGAAAUUGGAUGUGCUUCCCUUUUGUCCCCUCACGAAAGUAUCUUCAUUCAUUGCCUCCAAGGCGGAGACACCUAGAUCAUCAAGGUCGAGUCUCGAGGCAAGGACUAGAAGAUCCCAAGGUCUUCGUCGGCCGAGGUCCAUAGCCCGAUCCUUGAGUUUCUUAAGCACGAAUUCUCUCAAGUCAUAGAGAUGGGAAAAGGAGAGUAAAUCUCCCGCUUCUUCCAUAGUGAUGGCUAACAUGACAUCGUCUGAUACUCGACUAAGGUCGAGGAAGAGCUGAAGGGUGCGAGAGGGGAAAGGAAUAUCGAUAGGUUCGGAUGGGUGAGGCGGUUUGGCAGGGACAGAGAUGGAUUCGGGGGUGGAAGUAUCUGCUACGGAGGGAUUGGACAUUUCUAGCAUGUCGUGGAAGACGGCACUAGACAUUUCUAGUUAGUGUAU
Molecule: messenger RNA, 4347 nt
Organism: Cryptococcus deneoformans JEC21
Lineage: Eukaryota; Fungi; Basidiomycota; Tremellomycetes; Tremellales; Cryptococcaceae
Product: ER to Golgi transport-related protein, putative
Exons: 19
Coding region: 81-3593 (1170 amino acids)
Biological process (GO): early endosome to Golgi transport; intra-Golgi vesicle-mediated transport
Cellular component (GO): TRAPPII protein complex
Source: RefSeq, a predicted model, not a curated record